UGCAGCACAGCCCACCUGAGAAGGGAAGAGAACAGGAAAGAAUCUCAGGACAUUCAGACGGACAAGCCUUGUCGAAGUUCUCAGCAGUGUUCUAAGAGUACCAACAGUCAAGCCAAUCAGGACAGGAUGAACAGAAACCGUAUCAGCAGCAAUAGCAGCAGCUCCAGCAGCCUGGCUGAGCUGCCCACCACUCCCACCCGAGUGGUGGGUGGACCCCUGUCGCCCAGGAGGGGACCUCCCCAGUUCAAACAGAGGAUCACCAGGCAUUUCAAGAGCAAGCCUCCCACGAAGGGAGUGAAGGGAUUUGGCGAUGAAAUCCCUGGCAUGGAGGGUCUUGGCAGUGACUUUACGGUGGUGUGCCCGUGGGAGGCCUUCAGCCACCUGGAGCUGCACGAGCUGGCCCAGUUUGGCAUCAUCUGAGAUCCGGCGCCGGACCACACCGACAUCACUCCCACCUCAUGACAUUAACACCCUGAGCAGAC
Molecule: messenger RNA, 482 nt
Organism: Alosa alosa (allis shad)
Lineage: Eukaryota; Metazoa; Chordata; Actinopteri; Clupeiformes; Clupeidae
Product: retinal rod rhodopsin-sensitive cGMP 3',5'-cyclic phosphodiesterase subunit gamma
Exons: 4
Coding region: 127-420 (97 amino acids)
Biological process (GO): positive regulation of G protein-coupled receptor signaling pathway; visual perception; positive regulation of epidermal growth factor receptor signaling pathway
Cellular component (GO): photoreceptor outer segment membrane
Molecular function (GO): 3',5'-cyclic-nucleotide phosphodiesterase activity; cGMP binding
Source: RefSeq, a predicted model, not a curated record